Molecule: messenger RNA, 396 nt
Organism: Aspergillus bombycis
Lineage: Eukaryota; Fungi; Ascomycota; Eurotiomycetes; Eurotiales; Aspergillaceae
Exons: 1
Coding region: 1-396 (131 amino acids)
Source: RefSeq, a predicted model, not a curated record
AUGCAAACAUACAACUCUCCCUCUGCCGACCCGAUCUCCACCCCAAACCUUAAUGUCUCCAAAUCCGCCACCGCAGAAUGGGACCAGACGAUGACCUUCUCCCUGCCCCAGGGCGCCAAGUCCUGCUCCCUGAACUGGGGCGUACCCGCCGAGCGCAACUUCAAGGCCGGGAAUAAUGCCCUGGUGAGAGUGUGGCAGGGCGACAAGGCCGAGGGGGAGAGCAUUGGAGCCGCGGACUUUACGAACUGGCCGGGUGUGGAUGGCCCGCACACGCAUACUGUGGGCAGUGUGCAGUGUGCUGAGGAGUUGGUUUUCCGGUCCCAGUUGGACAAGGAGAGUGAGGUUUUCUUGGAGCAGAAUGCGGAGACUGGGUGGUACGUUGACUACAAGUGUUAG